UCCUGUCUUGCGUACAUUUGGCCACGUCAGUGUUAUUGAAUUAACUGUGUCACUGUGAGAGACCAGAUUUAAUCAAAUUUCAGAUAAAAGUAGCAUCAAAUAAGCACAUACACAACAUGGUGUUGAUGACACUAAUCGCACGUCUAGUGGACGGGCUACCUUUAGCGGCGUCAAUGCAAGAAGACGAACAGUCUGGUCGAGGGUUGAUGGAGUAUCAAAAUAAAGCCAAACAGUUGUUUAAGAAACUCAACGAACAAUCCCCAGUCAGAUGUAGCUUGGAGGCUGGUGCUUAUGUUUUCCACUACCUGAUUGAGAGAGGGGUGUGUUACCUUGUCCUGUGUGAACAAUCAUUUUCCAAAAGACUAGCAUACACAUACCUAGAAGAUUUACAAACAGAAUUUAAUAUGCAAUAUGGGACAAAAAUACAAACAGUAUCCAGGCCAUACAGUUUUAUUGAAUUUGAUACAUAUAUUCAAAAGGCCAAAAAAUCAUACAUGGACUCCAGAGCUAGAAGAAACCUUGGACAUAUCAACACAGAACUACAAGAUGUCCAAAGAAUCAUGGUGCAAAACAUUGAUGAUGUAUUACAGAGAGGGGAAGCAUUAUCAGCAUUGGACACAAAAGCAGCCAAUCUUUCCACACUGUCACAAAAGUACAAGAAAGACGCCCACUACUUGAACCUCAAGUCCUCAUAUGCCAAGAUAGGAGCAGUUAUCGUUAUUGUCAUAAUAAUCCUGCUCAUUCUUAGAUACUGGGUAUUCUAGAACUGAUCUUCGGGUAUAGACAUGAUGUUCAAAUUCUUUCAAGAGCAUGCUGCAAAUAGAUUGUGGACAAUGGGGGCUUGCGUAUUGGUCAAAAUUCACAGUAAGUCAUCUGAUGACCAAGACUUUUCCAUUUGGUAAAAAAAAAAUGCAUUUCUUCGAGUUUUUGAUGCUUACAGGUGACAAUAAAUCUGGCGUUGGAUGGUCACCCCUUGGUGAGAUUACCAAGACCCAGGCAUUUGUGUCCAAGUGUUUGUCAUUAUUGCUACUUAUAUAGAAUGCUCUACAUGUAAAGCAUUUGGCUAGUGCAGUUAAAAUAAGCGUGCAUUUCCAUGGAGCUUCAUGUUUUCACAUUGCAUCUUCACAUUUCCAAUAUGUUUUCCCAUUCUUGAAUAGUUCAGUGAUGCAAUGUAUUGACCCAUUCAAGUAUUUGUAGUUUCAUAUCACACAUUUCAGUGAUAUUUGUCCAUUCCAAGCUAAGAUGUGUUAAUAUUGAUGAUGUCUGUAACUAGUAGCGUGUAUGAAACAAUUUCAGUAUCUUUUAUUUGUUUACAUUGUCACGUUCUGUAGCAGUGUUGCUGAAAUCAGAUGUCCAUCCCACCUUUAAGUUAUGGAUAAAAUAAGCCCAUUAAGAUACGAGAUUGUGGUUUAUAAAAGUGGGCAACUGCUAAGAUUUAUUGUUUAUUAGAACACAUAGGGUCUCAAAAGUCAAGAAAUUUCCUUGUGCCAGAAAAUGCAGUCUAGAAGUAAAGCCUGUGCAGUUAAAAAGCUAUGUGGACCCAAGCAUUGCAAAAUUGUAAAGAUUGCAAGCCAAUUUUUUUGUAUAUAUGUACAAAAUAAAAUAUUACAAG
Molecule: messenger RNA, 1612 nt
Organism: Lingula anatina
Lineage: Eukaryota; Metazoa; Brachiopoda; Lingulata; Lingulida; Lingulidae
Product: vesicle-trafficking protein SEC22b-like
Biological process (GO): endoplasmic reticulum to Golgi vesicle-mediated transport; retrograde vesicle-mediated transport, Golgi to endoplasmic reticulum
Cellular component (GO): membrane
Molecular function (GO): SNAP receptor activity
Source: RefSeq, a predicted model, not a curated record